Messenger RNA from Stereum hirsutum FP-91666 SS1, 1953 nucleotides. RefSeq lists its product as uncharacterized. The transcript has 10 exons. Bases 1 to 1953 code for a protein of 650 amino acids. The record is from RefSeq and is a predicted model, not a curated record. Gene Ontology annotation, cellular component: Rpd3S complex. Gene Ontology annotation, biological process: regulation of transcription by RNA polymerase II. Lineage: Eukaryota; Fungi; Basidiomycota; Agaricomycetes; Russulales; Stereaceae.
AUGACAUCUCUGGCGACUGGCGGCUCUCGUACCGUACCCGUUUACCUGCUGGCAGGUGCUCCAGUUCUGCAGCAGCCACGAGCUGGCCAGGAUUCGGGCGACCCGAGCCUGGCGACAGAGAUCUUGCCUGGUCCACCCCAAGUGGCCUCUGUGAAGCAAACGGCUGCCAGAAGAGACUCUAAGAAAUACGCUCCACUCGUGUCUUUUCUUCCUCAGCACGAUCCAGGAACUUCGUACGCUGGGAUGGCGGCUGCACCGGUCACUGGUACGGGUAUACUCGAAGCUAACUUGGAGGUGGAUGGCCCUAGACGCAAGCGUGCGAGGGUAGACAAAGGGCUAGCUGGUCAACGUCCUCAGCGGGCGUCUGCACGCAGUCUCAACGCCGUCGGCCAUGGUGCGGAUACUGCCGUCGCCAGCGGUGACGGAGUGGCUGCUUUGGAGCUUCCCGAUGGUGAUCACGUCCUCGCGCAGGACUCUGACGGCCCCGUUCUCUCAAGAUCAAACUCUUCCCCAAACCUCGUCGAGGAGAUAUCUAUGCCUCCGUCUUCAAGCGCACGACCUCAAAGGAAGGACAAGGGGAAGGGGAAGGAAAAGGCGGCCGUGAGGAUCAAGGAGGAGCCGAUGACGGUGACGUUGCAACAGUUGUCGGAGCCUUCCUUUUCGCAUCGUAACGAGGACCACUGCUCUGCAUGUCGGUCUCUGGGCUCUUUGGUCUACUGCGAUGGCUGCCCUCGCGCUUAUCACCUCAUCUGCCUCGACCCACCAAUGGAUGUGUCCGAUGUCCCAGAGGGUGAAAAUCGAUGGUACUGUCCUUCUUGCAAGCUUCGCCAGCAUCCGCCACCAAAACCGCCGCUGAAUUCCUUCAUGGCUCCUUUGGUCCAACACGUUCUAAAUAGCACCCCGACAGAGUUCCAACUCCCCGAUGAUAUCCGCACGUUCUUCAAAGGAGUCGCUGCGAGCACACGGGGCGGUUACGUGGACACGACGCUCAUCAAGCCUCCACGUCUCAAUCGACAUGGUCAGCUGGAAGAUCGUGAUCCCUAUCGUACAAAGGACCGCAAUGGUGCCCCCGUUCUCUGCUUCCGUUGUGGAUUUUCUGCACUUCCAGAUGGAAUGGCUGUUACCGCUCCCGUAUCCAAGCGUCCUCGACGGGCUUCCACUCAGCCUUCGGUCUCCGAGCAGUGGAAGAGCAUCGUCUCCUGCGACUACUGCUCUCUUCAUUGGCAUCUCGAUUGUGUCGACCCUCCGUUGUUGACCAUGCCUCCGUUGGAUACGAAAUGGAUGUGCCCCAAUCACGCAGAACACGCCUUCCGACACAAGCCGCGAAUACCAAAACAGAAUGCUGCGCCGAUCGAUAUCGCGAAACCUGGACAACUCAACAAUGGGAACAUCGAGAUCAGCGAGCCGAUUGAACCAACUUCGACACACGACAAAGUUCCUGUUGACGAGGUAUUCAUCAAUGGUCGACGUUAUCGCAUUCCGGAACGUACAGUCGUACUGGACUUCUGGCAUAAGAUCAAUAAGGAUCGUAACCCUAUGGCAUACCGCUCUGGCCUCGAUAGCAUCACGUCUUCUCCCUUGACGUCCCUCAGUGCUCUCGAAGACGAAACCCCUGCGCCUUCUCAAACACCACACCCACGCCCGUCUGUGAGCACCUUGGACACCGAAGAUUUGCGUCUAGCUUUGCUGUUGGUGGACAUGUCUGCGACCAAAAUCACGUCAGAGUCACAACCCGGACCUGCUCAACCUUCCACUAGCACAACUCAGCCCACGCAGAACGGGCUCAACCACGCUACCAAUACCAGCCCUCAAACCAGUACCCAACGACCCACCAUCAUCAAUCCUCACGUAUCACUGUCAAUCUCACCAAGCCUCAAGCACGCAAGGCCACGGAACCAAGCAAUCCUGAGCCCGCUUCAGCCCCACCAAUUGCAGGCUCAUCCAUCGUGGUAA